Parnassius mnemosyne (clouded apollo) is the source of this 852-nucleotide messenger RNA. NCBI's taxonomy places the organism in Eukaryota, Metazoa, Arthropoda, Insecta, Lepidoptera, Papilionidae. The record is from the annotation of a GenBank genome assembly.
AUGUAUAAAGAAUUUAUGUCAGAGUAUGAAAGUCUGGGUCAUAUGGAGAAAUGUGAGAAUGAUAAUUUACCACGUAAGAUGCAUUUUAUACCACAUCACGGUGUGCUUCGGGAAAGUAGUACUACUACUAAAUUAAGAGUCGUUUUCAAUGCUAGCAGUCCGACUUCUUCGGGUGUUUCCUUGAAUAAUAUACAGAUGGUAGGUCCCGUGGUACAGGACGACCUUUUGUCCAUUCUUUUACGCUUUCGGCUACACAAAUACGUUCUCACAGCUGAUGUUGAGAAAAUGUACCGGCAAAUAGUCAUUCAUCCCGAUGACCGCUAUUUGCAACAAAUUGUCUGGCGUGAUAACCCUUCAGAACAGCUUCAAGCUUAUCAACUUAACACCGUGACUUACGGCACCUCUAGUGCUCCCUUUUUGGCAACUAGGUGCCUCCAACAAUUAGGCUUAGAGUGUACCGAUGACAAGGUUGCUCAAGUGAUCAUUCACGAUUUUUACGUUGAUGACUUGCUAACGGGAGGGGAUGAUAUUAACGAGGUUACAGAUUUGCGCCGGAAAGUGACUUCCACACUUGCAUCAGCUCAUAUGGUUUUGCGAAAGUGGAAGUCGAAUGAAUCUCAACUGGUUAGUGAAAAUGAUAUUUCUCCGCUUGAUUUGAAUAUUGGUGGCUUUGAACCGACUAAAACUUUAGGCCUUGGUUGGCAAUCACAUACUGACCAACUUUGUUUCCCUAUAGGAGGGCUAUUCUCAGGUAGAACAAAGCGUGAUAUGUUAUCUGUGAUUUCUCAGAUUUUUGAUCCACUAGGACUUCUAUCUCCCUGUGUAAUUAAGAUGAAAAUGCUUCUUCAAUAG